Molecule: messenger RNA, 1204 nt
Organism: Halichondria panicea
Lineage: Eukaryota; Metazoa; Porifera; Demospongiae; Suberitida; Halichondriidae
Exons: 8
Coding region: 89-1051 (320 amino acids)
Biological process (GO): alternative respiration
Cellular component (GO): mitochondrion
Molecular function (GO): alternative oxidase activity
Source: RefSeq, a predicted model, not a curated record
GAAAGGUUUUGUACUGUUGCAUCAGCAGGAAGUUCAGUCAAAGAAAUCUUAUAAAUUGCUCCUUGUGUGAACUGAGAUAUUAUUCAAGAUGUAUACAGUGCUAGUGAAAGCAACCCGUGCCCCCAGGGGGAUCUUACUCAUCAAGUCACUCUGUUACCAGUCAGUACGAGCUCGAGCUCUCAGUGUCAGCUGGACGGUGUUGUCCGGAGAGGAGGGGGCCUCUCAUUUCAAGAACUCGUCCAUUAAACACCCCCUGUCAAGCAAGCUUACGUCUAACGAGAAUGUUCCUGUUGAGAAUGCUGAGAAUGCCACAGGCGAUCGCAGCGACUCGUACUCACUACCUCACCCGAUUUGGAGUGCGGCCGAAGUGGAUGGGGUGGAGGUAACCCACCGGCCCCCCACAGAUAGGGUUGACAAGGCUGCCUUCUAUACUAUGAAGUUGAUGCGCUUUAUGUUCGAUCUAUUCUCUGGAUAUGGUUGGGGCAAGUGGAGGGGUACGCUGAGUGAGAGGAAGUGGAUCAAACGUUUUAUCUUCUUAGAGACGGUUGCCGGGGUCCCAGGUAUGAUGGGGGCUAUGAUAAGACAUAUGAAUUCCUUACGUUAUAUGGAGCGUGACCACGGGUGGAUUCACACAUUGCUAGAGGAAGCUGAGAAUGAGCGAAUGCAUCUUCUAACCUUCCUAGAGCUGCGGAGACCCGGGCCAUUAUUUAAAGCAAUGGUUAUCUGCAGCCAAGGUGUGUUUGUGACUCUGUUUGGGGCAGCCUAUUUCAUAAAUGCUCGUUUUUGCCAUCGCUUUGUUGGCUAUCUCGAGGAGGAAGCCGUCAUCACCUACACUCACUGUAUCCAGUGUAUGGACAAAGGUGAUCUUCCCAUGUGGUCCAAAAUGGCAGCCCCUUCCAUAGCAGUGAACUACUGGAACCUCAAGGAGGAUGCAAUGAUGCGUGACGUGUUGUUAGCCAUCCGAGCAGACGAGGCUCAUCACAGGGUUGUCAACCACACACUCGGCAGCAUCAGCCCUGACGAUGACAACCCAUAUGGCCCUGGGAGGUGACCCCUCUCUCACAACUCCAUGAAAACACAACAAACUCAGUCAUUUAUUUCACAGUCAUUUAUUGCCUUGACAGUAUUGGAACUAUAACUAUUAUUUUUGACCACCAGGCUCUUAAUUAUUAUAUAGAAUGUGCAGCACAUGCACUAAAUUAAA